Messenger RNA from Closterium sp. Naga37s-1, 1158 nucleotides. The record is from the annotation of a GenBank genome assembly. NCBI's taxonomy places the organism in Eukaryota, Viridiplantae, Streptophyta, Zygnematophyceae, Desmidiales, Closteriaceae.
AUGUCGUCCGGAGGCGCUGAGGCUGCGCCGGCAGGGGGAGGUGCAGGCGCUGGAGUUGCGCGCGUGGGGGGUGAAGGUGCAGCCGCGGUGGCCGCGCCAGGCGCGGGCGCAGCAGUAGGUGCGCCCGCGCUUGCCCCCCCUGCUCUCGUGGUUCUAGAGGGGGUGGCGGAGCGGGAAGGGGAGAUUGUCGCGACCGUGCGGAUAGAUGCGCGGGUGACCGGGGAAGAGGAGGGGCGCAUGGUUGCAGAGGGGCGCGGGGAAGGGGGGGAGGAGGGGGGAGAGUGCGCGGAGGGGCAUGAGGGGGUGCAGUCUCACGUGGUGCAGGUGAAGGCUGGGGCAGGCGUUACCCGUAAGGAACUAGAGGCGGCGGUGCUCUCUGCCCCCUUCGUGGCGUGGCUGCAGCAGAUGGCAGCAAGCAACGGGCUGCUGGGCGCGCAGGGGGGGUGUGACGGCGCCAAGUGUGCGUUGCACGGGGUGACAGUGCAGAGUGUGGACAUGUUCGGGGCGGGCAAGGUGGGCUUCGUCAAGUUCAGAGCCGAUGUGGUCGACGUAGCUACAGGCUCCAAGCUGCCAGGGAUAGUAUUUGCGCGCGGCCCAGCAGUGGGAAUAUUCAUGCUGCUGCGCGUGGCACAGCCACAAGGGGACGGCCCACCGCAACCCCCCACUGACUACGUUGUUCUCACAGAACAGGCGCGAGUUCCAGUGGGAAGGGUGCUGCUGGAGAUGCCAGCUGGCAUGCUGGACGGCAAUCACGGCGAGUUCGUGGGGACAGCAGCAAAAGAGGUGAAGGAGGAGACAGGUAUCACAGUGCACCACGACCAUCUCAUCAACCUCACCGCCUUCCUGGAACCUUCCACGGGGCAACAGAUGCUGCCUUCCCCGGGUGGGUGCGACGAGGGAAUCCUUCUCUUCCUCUAUCGAGCCACCGUAUCACCUUCUCGCAUAGCCAAGCUACAGGGCCGGCAAACAGGCUUACGGCACGAGGGGGAGCUGAUCAAGGUGCACGUGCGCCCUCUGCACUCCAUCUGGCGCCAGUCCGCUGAUUGCAAGGUGCUGGCGGCCAUGGCGCUGUAUCAGAACGCACUGAAGGAGGGGCUGCUGAGGGACGAGUUCCCUGCUGUGGAGGAGAGUGAUGGGGUCAGCAGCGACGGGGAGUGA